GGAGAGGAUCCUUGCUGAACUGCUGUAAUCAUGAAGACAGUGAUUUUAAUUGUCCUAAUCAUCUUCAGUUUGCUGUCUUCAGGGAAGAAAUUCCGGUGGUGCACCCUCUCUGACCUGGAACAGAGAAAGUGUGCUGAACUGUCCAAAGCACUUAUGGCUGUGCUGCCUCUCGCUACUAUUGAUUCGUUUGCCAGGAUUUCCUGCAUCAGAGCCCACAAUACAUAUGACUGCAUUGAUAAAAUCAGGGUGAAUAAAGCAGAUGCUGCCUCCUUGGAUGCUGGAGAUGUUUACUCUGCUGUAAAGCUGUAUGGUUUGACAGUGGUGGCAAAGGAGGUCUAUGAUCAAGGAAAUUGUGUGUUUGCUGUGGCCAUUGCCAGACGAGGAACUUUGAAUAUCCAGAGGCUACGAGGGGUGCGCAGCUGCCAUAAAGCCAGAUGGACAUCAGGCUGGAAUAUUCCUCUUGGCUUUCUCCUUGCAAGAAAUGAUCUUUCCUGGGAUGAGGCACAACCUCUGAGCCAAGUAAUCAGUGAGUAUUUCAAUGCAAGUUGCAUCCCAGGGGUUGGUGUUGCUGCUCCACGACUGUGUGCUCUCUGCCAAGGACAAAAAUCCUAUGUCAGAGACAAGAACCACUUCUGUGAGACAAGCAGUAACGAACCCUUCUAUGACUCUGAGGGAGCCUUCAGGUGCUUGAAGAAUGGAGUAGCAGAUGUUGCCUUUUUAGAUCAUCUAACAAUUAUGAGUGCCACAGAGUCAGAACAACAGGAAUAUGAACUCUUAUGUCCUGAUGGGACUACAGCUGAGCUGACUGAAUACAGCACCUGUAAUCUAGGGCAGGGGCCUGGCCGUGGUGUCAUCACUCGCCACAACUUCCAGAAGAUCACCAACAAAUUUCUUACCAUGAUCCAACGUCUCUUUGGACGAAGAGGAAAGGAAAGAGCCAGGUUUGAACUCUUCACUUCAGCACCCUUUGGGGGAAAGAACCUGCUGUUCCGGGAUGCCACUCAGCACCUGCAGCUUCUUGAGGAGCAGCUAGAGAUUGCUUAUGUCCUUGGUCUGGAUUAUGUAGCUCUCCUUAAAGGGCUUGGCCAUGAAGGGAGCUCUUUGGACAACAGUGUUGUGCGCUGGUGCUGCAUCAGUGACGCUGAACUUCGCAAAUGUGAGGAGUGGGCAUUGAGCAUCAAAUCUGACCCAUUAGUCUGCGUCCAAGCAACUUCCAUGACCAAAUGCAUUGAAAUGAUCAAGAGUAGUGAGGCUGAUGCAGUCACCCUGGACGCAACACAUGUCUACAUUGCAGGGAGGUGUGGAUUGGUGCCUGUAGCUGCAGAAUGUUAUGGGCGAGAUUGUGCCCCAGCUGCUGGGAACGCAGAGGAAACAGGGAAACUAAUUCAUCUUAAGCGCAAAGCACUGCCACCAGUUUUUGCUGUUGCUCUAGCUAAGAAAAAUGCCAAACAGAUUAACAUCCGUAACCUUAGGGGAAGGCGAUCCUGCCACAGUCACCUGUAUAGUCCUGGAGGAUGGUUACUUCCUUCCAGAUACACAGUGGGAGCUCUGGAGAAUGCUACUGAGAACUGUGACAUUGGCUCUGUUUAUCAGAAUUACUUUUGGAAGGGCUGCAUGCCAGGAGCAGAUGGAAACCUGUGCAAGGUGUGCAUUGGAGACAGUGAGGUGGAAGGGGCUCGAGUGUCUGGCAGAUGUGCUGCAAGUCACAACGAGCGUUACUAUGGCAAUAUGGGAGCGCUCAGGUGCCUAGUUGGCAAUCCCAGUGGAAGAAGCUUUGGAGAUGUAGCUUUCCUGGAACACUCUAACCUACUCCAGAACAUAGAGAAUCUGGGCAGCUCUGGUUGGGCAAAAGGUUAUACCCCUUUUGACUUUGAACUCUUGUGUCCGGAUGGAACCCGUGCUCCAGUCACAGAAUGGGCAGGCUGUAACCUUGGCCCCAUUCCCCCCAGCGCAGUCAUGACUCGACCAGUCACUGUCACUAAAAUCUAUGACUUUCUAAUGAAAUCCCAGGAAUCUCUGGGAAGCAAACUGGAUUCUGAAUUCCACCUCUUUCAGUCAUGGAAGUAUGGUGAAAGUGAUCUGCUUUUCAAAGACACUACUCAGUACCUUGUUCAUGCAAGUCACAUGAGCUAUCAGGAAAUUCUUGGAGUGUCCUUCUUUCAACUGGCAGAAUCAGUGUUUAAUUGUACACCUGCAGGCAUCUUAGACUUCUGCAAACAGGAUAUCUGCGCAUCCUCAUCGAACUGACAGCUAAUACAGAGGCUUUGCAAGGCACGUACAUCACCAGCAGUGUUGAAAAGAAGGAAA
Molecule: messenger RNA, 2307 nt
Organism: Tauraco erythrolophus (red-crested turaco)
Lineage: Eukaryota; Metazoa; Chordata; Aves; Musophagiformes; Musophagidae
Product: serotransferrin-2-like
Biological process (GO): iron ion transport
Cellular component (GO): plasma membrane; recycling endosome; early endosome
Source: RefSeq, a predicted model, not a curated record